Sander lucioperca (pikeperch) is the source of this 1155-nucleotide messenger RNA. Its product is annotated as melanopsin-A-like. Gene Ontology annotation, biological process: G protein-coupled receptor signaling pathway; visual perception. Gene Ontology annotation, molecular function: G protein-coupled receptor activity. Gene Ontology annotation, cellular component: membrane. Lineage: Eukaryota; Metazoa; Chordata; Actinopteri; Perciformes; Percidae. The record is from RefSeq and is a predicted model, not a curated record. The transcript has 7 exons. Bases 13 to 1155 code for a protein of 380 amino acids.
GGAGCGAGGAGGAUGAACGGCGGGAAGAGCGAGCUGCUGCGGUCCGCACGCCAGAGCAUCAUUUCGUGCAGCGACCGCGAGCCCAACUGCACGGCGGUGCGCGCAACAGAGACCCUGGCGCUGUCAGCAGCAUCCGCGUGGAGCGAAAACGGCUCGACGGUAGAUGCCCACCGGCUUAUGGAGCUCCAGUUUCCCGCCUCGGCCGCCCCAACGGUGGCGAUGGCGCCGGCGGCCCGGUACCCGUUCCCUACGGUGGACGUUCCCGACCACGCCCACUACACCAUCGGCUGCGUCAUCGGCAUCAUCGGCAUCACCGGCAUCAUCGGCAACUUCCUGGUCAUAUACGCCUUCUGCAGGAGUCGCAGCCUGCGGACGCCGGCUAACAUGUUCAUCAUUAACUUGGCGAUCACAGACCUGCUGAUGUGUGUCACCCAGACGCCCGUCUUCUUCAUCACAAGCAUGCACAAACGCUGGAUCUUUGGAGAGAAAGGCUGCGAGCUGUACGCCUUCUGUGGCGCUCUCUUCGGGAUGUGCUCCAUGGUCACGCUGACAGUGAUCGCCCUCGACCGCUACUUUGUCAUCACGCGGCCUCUGACCUCCAUCGGCGUUAUGUCCCGUAAACGGGCCUUCUUCAUCCUGGUGGGGGCCUGGCUCUACACCCUGGUAUGGAGCCUGCCGCCCUUCUUCGGCUGGAGUGCGUAUGUCCCAGAGGGCCUGAUGACCUCCUGCACGUGGGACUACAUGACGUUCACGCCGUCUGUGCGAGCGUACACCAUGCUGCUCUUCAUCUGCGUCUUCUUCGUGCCGCUCUUCAUCAUCAUGUACUGCUACUUCUGCAUCUUCCGCGCCAUCCGCAGCACCAACCAGGCUGUGGGGAAGACUAACGGCAGCAUCCACAGUCACAGCAGUAGUCGAAACUCGUCGAAGAACUUCCAGCGGCUGCAGAACGAGUGGAAGAUGGCGAAGGUCGCUCUGAUCGUCAUCCUGCUCUACGUUAUCUCGUGGUCGCCGUACUCGGUCGUCGCUCUCACCGCCUUCGCCGGGUACGCAGACAUGUUGACUCCGUACAUGAACUCUGUGCCCGCCGUCAUCGCCAAGGCCUCGGCCAUCCACAACCCCAUCAUCUACGCCAUCACACACCCCAAAUACAGGUAA